Molecule: messenger RNA, 145 nt
Organism: Racocetra persica
Lineage: Eukaryota; Fungi; Glomeromycota; Glomeromycetes; Diversisporales; Gigasporaceae
Source: the annotation of a GenBank genome assembly
AUGGAAACAAAUGAACAAAUAAGAACAGGUCAAUUAAGUAUAUUUAUAUGUCCAGAAUUAUGGGUACCUACUGCUGCAUCAACUCAUAUGGAAGAUCUUCAGAAAAUACAAGAUCUACUAAAACUAAAGCCAUUAGUUACAAGAU